CGCUUUCUUCACUAAACCCUUGUCGUCUCUCCAUCACCACUUCCUCUCCUCCGUGUUGCCUCCAAAACCCUAGAAAAAAUCUAGUGAGAGGAAGCACAGCAAACAAACCUCUCCAAUGAAGUUAAAAGUUCUAUUUGAAUCAGCAUCAGGUUUUGCCCUUUUUGAUGCUCAUGGUAUUGAUGAAAUAGGUCAAAACACUGAAGCAGUAAGUAACUCAGUUACUGAUCUUAAUCGUUUUGGUAAAGUAGUAAAGCUUGUUGCUUUUCAUCCUUUUUCUUCUGCCCUCGAUGCACUCGAUCAAUGCAACGCUGUCUCUGAAGGGAUUAUGACUGAUGAGUUGAGGAAUUUCUUGGAGUUGAAUCUUAAAAUUAAGGAAGGGAAGAAACCAAAGUUUAGUUUAGGACUUGCUGAACCAAAGAUUGGAUCACAUAUAUCUGAAGAGACUAAAAUUCCGUGCCAAAGUAAUGAGUUUGUUCUCGAACUUCUUCGUGGCAUUAGGUUGCAUUUUGAUAGGUUUAUCAAAGACCUAAAGCCUACGGAUCUAGAGAAAGCUCAGCUUGGUUUGGGGCAUAGUUACAGCAGAGCUAAGGUUAAGUUCAAUGUUAACCGGGUGGAUAAUAUGGUCAUUCAGGCCAUCUUCAUGCUUGAUACCCUUGACAAAGAUGUUAAUUCUUUCUCCAUGAGAGUCAGGGAAUGGUACUCUUGGCAUUUCCCAGAGCUAGUGAAGAUUGUCAAUGAUAAUUAUCUCUAUGCUAAGGUUGCAAAAUUUGUGGAGAACAAAUCAGAGCUUUCUGAAGACAAAAUCCUAGGUUUAACUGAGAUACUCGGGGAUGAAGACAAAGCAAAGGAAAUUGUCGAAGCAGCCAAAGCUUCCAUGGGACAAGAUUUGUCCCCUAUCGACUUGAUUAAUGUCAAGCAGUUUGCUCAGAGAGUUAUGGACCUCGCUGAAUACAGGAAAAACCUUCAUGAAUAUCUGGUCACAAAAAUGAAUGACAUAGCACCAAAUUUGGCUUCUCUUAUUGGUGAAAUGGUUGGGGCUCGUUUGAUUUCUCAUGCAGGUAGUCUCACAAAUUUGGCCAAAUGCCCUUCUUCCACUCUUCAGAUCCUUGGUGCAGAGAAGGCUCUCUUCAGGGCAUUGAAAACCCGAGGGAACACUCCAAAAUACGGUCUCAUUUUCCAUUCUUCCUUCAUUGGGCGCGCAUCUGCAAAAAACAAAGGACGAAUGGCUCGCUAUCUUGCAAACAAGUGUUCUAUUGCAUCUCGUAUUGAUUGUUUCUCAGAGACGAGCUCCACCAUUUUUGGGGAGAAGCUUCGUGAACAGGUUGAAGAGAGGCUGGACUUUUAUGAUAAGGGCAUUGCCCCUCGCAAGAAUGUUGAUGUGAUGAAAGCUGCGAUUAUUCAGAACGAAGAUGGAGAGAAGAUGGAUGUUGAAGAUGGAUCUGCUGCUGAUGUUUCAACAAAGAAAAGAGAAAAGAAGAAAUCAAAAGGUGAAGCUAUGGAUGAAGGUAAACCAUCCACCACUACUAACGGCGACGCUCCAGAGGAACCUACACCGGAAAAGAAGAAGAAAAAGAAGGAGAAACGCAAAUUGGUCGAAGAGCAAGAGCAGGCUCCAGAGUUGGAGAACACCAGUGGCAAGAAGAAAAAGAAGAAGAGCAAAAAUGUAGAUGAAGAAGAUACUCAAACUGCCACUGAAGUAAAGAAGAAAAAAAAGAAGUAUGAAAAGCAGGAAGGAUGAGUGAGAGCUCUUAAUAAUUUGUGCUGUCAAUCAGUACUGUGAUAUAUGAUGUUUAUUUAGGGUUUUUUUUUUUUUUCAUUUUGCAUAGUUAAGCUUCGGAAAAAAAAAAAGUGACUUUAGUUUCUUUGAGACGCUAAGAAUUGACCAUGCUUCAACAUUCAAUUGAAACUGGUCCAUUCUCUCCUUGUUCAGAACUAGCAUUUGUAUCUGGAAACUAUGGACUCGUUGCAGAUGUAUUAAUUCAAUCCCUACCAAGUAUAAUUACGGGAAAAA
Papaver somniferum (opium poppy) is the source of this 2011-nucleotide messenger RNA. Its product is annotated as nucleolar protein 56-like. The coding region runs from base 116 to 1738 and encodes 540 amino acids. Gene Ontology annotation, cellular component: box C/D methylation guide snoRNP complex; small-subunit processome. The record is from RefSeq and is a predicted model, not a curated record. Lineage: Eukaryota; Viridiplantae; Streptophyta; Magnoliopsida; Ranunculales; Papaveraceae. Gene Ontology annotation, molecular function: snoRNA binding. The transcript has 8 exons.